CAGAAUUACAAGGAAAAAGAAAAGAAAAUCUCACUAAAUAUCACGUGAGGCUUAUAAACGAAUUGGUCCAGCCCAGUACGUCUUAGCCCACUAAGUAUUUAAGAGAUCCGGCCCAGUUGGUUACCGGAUUCAUCAUCCCACUCUCAAAUACAGUUAAAUCAGUUUCACAUCCUCCAGAUUCAAAUCCGCCUCCCAACUCAAAAAUCAAAAAAAUCAGAAACCCAAAUUUAUUUAAAAACUUAAAUAAAUAAAAAGAAGAACAAAAUUAAAACACCAUUUAAUAAUAGUGUGACUCUCAAACCUCUCCAGAAAAACUACGAAAAUUUCUGCACUUCGCCGCUCACAAGUUUCGACAAAAUCUGUUGAUUCCACGUCCGAAUUUGCAGAACCCUUUUCGUUUUUCCUCCUUAUUUCACCUUUUACUCAUCUGAAUUCUUGGUUUUCGGUCUUCAAAGUUUCAAACUUUGAAGAAAAGUGAAGAGUUUUUGGUGGGAUUGUUAAAGAGUUUGGAGAAAUGGACGGAAACUACAACCCUCGGACGGUUGAAGAAGUUUUUAGAGACUUUAAGGGCCGACGGGCUGGCUUGAUUAAGGCCCUUACUGCUGAUGUGGAUGAUUUUUUCCAGCAAUGUGACCCGGAGAAGGAGAAUUUGUGUCUGUAUGGUUUCCCCAGCGAACAUUGGGCGGUCAAUUUACCCGCAGAGGAAGUACCUCCUGAGCUCCCCGAACCUGCUUUGGGUAUUAAUUUUGCAAGGGAUGGCAUGCAAGAAAAGGACUGGUUGUCCUUAGUAGCUGUGCACAGUGAUGCAUGGUUGCUUGCUGUUGCCUUCUACUUUGGUGCUAGGUUUGGAUUUGACAAAGCAGACAGGAAACGUCUUUUCAACAUGAUAAAUGACCUUCCUUCAGUAUUUGAAGUCGUGACUGGGGCUGUGAAGAAACAGCAAAAGGAUAAAUCCUUAACACCGAAUAACAGCAGUAAAUCCAAGCAAAAUUCUAAACCGCAGCGGGCAUCUGAAUCUCAAGGGAGGUAUACAAAACCACAGCCGAAGGAUGAUAACAACGGCUUAGAUGAAGAAGAGGAAGAGCAUGGUGACACCUUGUGCGGUGCCUGUGGUGAGAACUAUGCAUCAGACGAGUUCUGGAUAUGCUGUGAUAUAUGCGAAAAGUGGUUCCAUGGAAAAUGUGUAAAGAUCACCCCUGCCAAAGCUGAGCAUAUUAAGCAGUACAAGUGCCCAUCAUGCAGCAACAGCAAGAGAGUUCGCGCCUGAUGCCACCGCUUUUUUGAUUUAGUUUUGUAGUCUUACUGGUGACUGUCUCCCCAAGUGAUCAUGUUAAUCACCUCUUUUCAGAACUAACCUUGGAAUGCAUACUUGUUGAAGAACCUUUUAUUUUGGUAGUAACUAGUAAGGCCAUCAAAUAACCUUGUUUUAAUUUCAUUUUUUUUUUUUUGGUUAGAUGCAUAGGCAGUAGUCUGUUAAUUGGAACCAAGUAGUACAUUCUACUCGUACCUGUUUCUAUGUUCUUGACUUCUAAUCUUGUUUUUUUCUUGUCUUUUCUUUUCUGUUCUUCUUUUUCUAUAAUCACUGUUGGGAAGGAAACUAUUUCCAGCCCUUGAAUCUCUGGGGUUUUUACUUUUUAG
Oldenlandia corymbosa var. corymbosa is the source of this 1638-nucleotide messenger RNA. The record is from the annotation of a GenBank genome assembly. NCBI's taxonomy places the organism in Eukaryota, Viridiplantae, Streptophyta, Magnoliopsida, Gentianales, Rubiaceae.